Messenger RNA from Cucurbita pepo subsp. pepo (vegetable marrow), 813 nucleotides. Its product is annotated as small ribosomal subunit protein eS10z. Gene Ontology annotation, cellular component: cytosolic small ribosomal subunit. Gene Ontology annotation, molecular function: RNA binding; structural constituent of ribosome. The record is from RefSeq and is a predicted model, not a curated record. Lineage: Eukaryota; Viridiplantae; Streptophyta; Magnoliopsida; Cucurbitales; Cucurbitaceae.
AUUAUUUCAGAGAAGAACCGUAGGGAGAUCUCCAAGUACCUCUUUCAAGAGGGGGUUUGUUAUGCCAAGAAGGACUACAAUUUGGCCAAGCACCCAGAAAUCGAUGUGCCCAAUUUGCAGGUUAUUAAGCUAAUGCAGAGCUUCAAGUCCAAGGAAUAUGUCCGCGAGACAUUUGCUUGGAUGCAUUACUACUGGUACCUUACCAAUGAUGGCAUUGAGUUCCUCAGGACUUACCUUAACCUUCCUUCUGAAAUUGUCCCUGCUACCUUGAAGAAACAAGCCAAGCCUGCUGGCAGGCCCUUUGGCGGACCACCCGGGGAUCGCCCACGGGGUCCACCUCGUUUCGAGGGAGGUGAGAGGAGGUUUGGUGACCGUGAUGGCUACCGUGGAGGUCCUCGUGGACCUGCUGGUGAAUUUGGCGGUGACAAGGGAGGAGCUCCAGCAGAUUACAGGCCUUCUUUUGGGGGUCCUGGUGGAAGACCGGGUUUUGGCCGUGGAGCUGGUAGCUAUGGCGGAGGAGCUGGAGCAAGCUCAAAUCUUCCUUGAAAAAUAUGGUCUUACGAGCAGUUUAAUGAAUUUUCAGUGGAAUGAGCUAGCAGUUUGAUUAAGAGUUUGUUAGCCUUUUUUCCUUUCAUUUAGCAUAUGGGGAUGUUACAAAUUUAAAUUUUGUUCCUCUCUUUGUACGGUUAAUUACUAUUUGUUUGGUAUGAGCAAGAAUGUGAUUUUAUUGUUUUUGAAGAUCGACUGCCUUAGUAAUGAGGAAACAAACAUCUUAAGCAAAUUAUUAUAUUUAUGAUUAAAUUGUUUUCUGUA